AUGGGCACUGUGCUGAGCCUUUCACCCAGUUACCGGAAAGCCACUCUCUCCGAGGAUGGUUCAACCACAGUGGGGCAUUAUACUGCAGUCCAGAAUAGUAAGAAUGCCAAGGAUAAGAGCCUGAAGCGCCACUCUAUCAUUUCAGUGCUGCCCUGGAAACGCAUCGCAGCUGUAUCUGCCAAAAAGAAAAACUCCAAGAAGGUGCAGCCCAACAGCAGUUAUCAGAACAACAUUACACACCUCAACAAUGAGAACCUAAAGAAAUCUCUCUCCUGUGCCAAUCUAUCCACCUUUGCCCAGAACCAGGGCAGUCAGCCUACAGCUCCAAGCCACCAAAUUUCCAGUUCCAAGGGCACCGUUUCCUCUGUCAAGAAAACACCCCACCCCAGCUGCAACUCAUCUGGCACCCCCAAAAGGGUCCUUGUCCAAGCCUCAACCAGUGAGCUGCUAAGAUGCUUGGGGGCAUUCCUCUGUAGACGCUGCUACAGGCUGAAGCACCUUUCCCCCACUGAUCCAGUGUUGUGGCUUAGAAGUGUGGACCGAUCUCUCCUCCUGCAAGGCUGGCAAGACCAAGGCUUCAUCACUCCAGCCAAUGUGGUCUUUCUGUACAUGCUUUGCCGGGAUGUCAUUUCAUCUGAAGUAGCCACGGACCAUGAUCUUCAGGCUGUCUUACUUACCUGCCUCUAUCUCUCCUAUUCUUAUAUGGGCAAUGAGAUCUCCUACCCUCUCAAGCCCUUCCUGGUGGAGAGCUGUAAAGAGGCAUUUUGGGAUCGUUGCCUCUCCAUCAUCAACCUCAUGAGUCCCAAAAUGUUGCAAAUCAAUGCUGACCCACACUAUUUCACUCAGGUCUUUGCUGACCUGAAGAAUGAGAGCAGCCAAGAAGAGAAGAAUCGGCUGCUCAUUGGCCUAGAUCGGUGA
Messenger RNA from Protobothrops mucrosquamatus (brown spotted pit viper), 918 nucleotides. RefSeq names its product cyclin-dependent kinase 5 activator 1. Gene Ontology annotation, biological process: positive regulation of cyclin-dependent protein serine/threonine kinase activity; activation of protein kinase activity; brain development. The transcript has a single exon. Gene Ontology annotation, cellular component: protein kinase 5 complex; cytoplasm. Gene Ontology annotation, molecular function: protein kinase binding; cyclin-dependent protein serine/threonine kinase activator activity. The record is from RefSeq and is a predicted model, not a curated record. The coding region runs from base 1 to 918 and encodes 305 amino acids. NCBI's taxonomy places the organism in Eukaryota, Metazoa, Chordata, Lepidosauria, Squamata, Viperidae.